This is a messenger RNA of Schistocerca cancellata (South American locust), 1488 nucleotides long. Its product is annotated as gustatory receptor for sugar taste 64e-like. The coding region runs from base 1 to 1368 and encodes 455 amino acids. Gene Ontology annotation, molecular function: taste receptor activity. Lineage: Eukaryota; Metazoa; Arthropoda; Insecta; Orthoptera; Acrididae. Gene Ontology annotation, biological process: sensory perception of chemical stimulus; detection of chemical stimulus involved in sensory perception of taste. Gene Ontology annotation, cellular component: membrane. The record is from RefSeq and is a predicted model, not a curated record. The transcript is spliced from 9 exons.
AUGGCGAAACCAUAUGUUAAAGAAACAUCACGGAAAAUAUUUUCAAGCCACAAGACGUGGGCCACGCCCAUCAGGUCCGCCGGCGCGAGCGAGGCCGACUCGUUCCACCGCGCGGUCAGCUGGGUGCUGGCCAUGGCGCAGUGCUUCGCCAUCAUGCCCGUGCACGGCGUGCGAGCUCCCUCCCCCCACUCACUGAGAUUCCAGUGGACAAGUCUGCGAGUGAUCUACGCCAUGUUUAGCCUGGUGGGAUCGACGGUCUUCGCUGUUCUCACCUGCCUGCACAUGUCUUCGCAAGGUCUCACCUUCAGCCGCACAUCGCCUGUGGCUUGUGGGACGUCCGUUACGACGCGGCCCUCCCUCUGCCCGGCAGCGCCCACGGUGUUCUUCGCGUGCAGCGCUCUGGCGUCGCUGCUGUUCCUGCAGCUGGCGCGCGACUGGCCGGCGCUCGCCGCCGCCUGGGACGCCGUCGAGAGGCGGCUGGCGCCGCGCUACGGCUACCCCCGGGGCGUCGCGCGCCGCUGCAGGCUCGUCACCGCCGCCGUGCUGCUCAGCGCUCUAGUGAAACACCUGUUGUCCAACGCGCCGACGGCCGUGGAGACGUACUACUGCUCGCCCAGCGGCUUCGCCUUCCUACGCAUCUACUUCACCAGCAAGUACUACUACGUGCCCGACUACUUGGGCUACAACUUCGCCGUCAACUUCUGCACGGCUUUUAUAAGCAUUAUCGCCACGUUCGCGUGGAACUACGUGGACCUGUUCAUCAUCCUUCUGAGCAUCGCCAUUACGGAGCGAUUUAAGCAGAUCAACAUAGCAGUCAAGUCGUGCACGGACAAGGUGGUGGGCGAGCGCGAGUGGCGGCAGCUGCGGCUGGACUACAACAGCCUGGCGCAGCUCACCAAGACGGUCGACAGGCACGUCAACAAGAUCGUGCUGCUCUCCUUCGCCACCAACCUCUACUUCGUCUGCCUCCAGUUCCUCCACAGCAUGAAGCCACUGGCCAGUGCGGUGGAGACGGUGUACUACUACUGGUCGUUCAUCUACCUGUUCGCCAAGACCUGCCUCGUCUCACUGUCGGCUGCAGACAUCUACGUCCGGAGCAAGGAGCCCAGCGCUCUGCUCUACUCCGUGCCACCGCUCGACUACAGUACUGAGGUGGAGCGUUUCCUGAGUCAGGUGACGUCCGACAACGUGGCCCUGACGGGACUCAACUUCUUUCCCGUCACUCGCACGCUGCUCCUCACGGUGGCAGGUACUAUUGUGACCUACGAAAUUGUUCUUGUGCAACUAAAUGCGUCAUCAGACGUAGCAGACGUUGCCGGCGAAGAAUCUGGAAACAGGACUGCCCUUUGCGAAACGUUACGACUCUAAGCUGUCCGCUCAUCCUUAAUAAAAAUCUUGAUCAAUGAAAAUUAAAAUAAAUCGUGGAAGAUUGUCUGAUCUCUAGGAAGUACAAUCGUGUAUCCGUCUAAACUACAAUAAAGUAAUUGU